Exaiptasia diaphana is the source of this 2803-nucleotide messenger RNA. RefSeq lists its product as uncharacterized. The transcript has 12 exons. NCBI's taxonomy places the organism in Eukaryota, Metazoa, Cnidaria, Anthozoa, Actiniaria, Aiptasiidae. The record is from RefSeq and is a predicted model, not a curated record. Bases 1 to 2724 code for a protein of 907 amino acids.
AUGUGCGGCGGCCAAACUCGAUAUUUCGUCAAUUCUUCUCUGGCCAAGCGGUUUCCUGGUGAAAUUAUUAAGCUUCCUCUAGAAAGUUUGUAUCUUGAAAGUGGCGCCAAAUGCAGUCCAAAACAUUUCGAUGGUGGUCGCUCGAAAGAMGAGGUAUUUGUUGCCAGCUCAUUCGCUAUUGCAUUCGGUUUGCUAAACCAAAAGAAUAAUCAGCUCAUCGAGUCAAAAGAAUUCCAAACUUUUAUCGAUUUUGCAAAUUCUUUUGAUUUUGAGUCAAAUUCAAUAAUUUCUUUGGACAAACCGGAUACGAAUCAUAAUAUCAUCGACGACCUUGAAGAACAAUUAAAAAAUCAAGCACAAGAAAUAUUGAAUCUCCAGAAGCACCUCAAAGAUUGUAAGAAAGCUGGGACAUCCAAGAUAAAGGCGAAGGAAGUCAAAGAAUACUUAAGUUCGAGAGAAAGCUCUAGCUCUUCUAGUGAUGACAGUGGACAAAGUUUCCCGCCUUCGUCGAGCUCUAGUCCUUCAAGUAAAUCCGCUUUGUUGGAAAUAUCACCUAACUUGAAAGAUAUUCAGGACAAUAAUAAUGUACGUCCCUUACACAAGAGGAAAAACGUGGAAAAAAGAACGAAGUCAAUUUUCAGUGAAAUAGACGAUAUCUGCUCUUCACAUAGAGAAUCCCUGGGGUCAAUCCUAGGUCACAGAUUAAUCGGUGAUGACGAGAAUGUACAAAGUACUAUGGAUGAAAUAGUAGAUCUCCUAGUUGAGCAAAAGGGAACUCGAGACGGAUUCAAGACACUAUUAUCAAGCGAUAAAUGGGUCAGCUAUUUUAAGGAAUUGCGACAGCCGGACUGGGUUCUUUUGUAUUUUAAAAUCCAAGCAAAAAUACCUGACAAUGCCUGGCAAAUGCUUCUAAAUAUAACUCAUCUUGGUAGAGGUGGCAGGAAUUCCAACGACACACCUCUACUUCUUACAAAAAAUCAGAUCAAAGCUGUCAGAAAAAUGAUUUUUAAUAUUAUUAAAAAGUCCAUGGGAAUUUGUAAGCGUGACGAUGUAGGCAAACAAGCUUAUGAGGUCGAUCUUAAGUGUGCAAUUAUUUGGGGAAUCAGAGAAAUGAGACUAUUUGGUCAAGAUCAUCCAGAAAUGGAAUUUAAUAUAAAGCUUGAUGGAAGAAUUUUAGGAGGAAGAGACCAAGUACUUAUCGGUCUUGUACCAAUGAGUCAUUCAGGAAUACAAGUCCAGAGCUCAAAAUCUGUCUAUCCCCUUGCAAUAGCCAAUUGCGAAGAAUCUCGGAAGGAAAUAGAAGCUCUGCUACAAGCAUUAAACCGACAGAAAAGAGCUAUCAAGAGCCAAAAAAUUACCGUGGACGGUAAAGAGUACAAAGUUAAAUUUACAGUAACAGCAGACUACAAAGCCCUCAGUAUGCUAAUGAAGAAAAAAUCUUGCUGCGAAGAUGAACAUUGGAAACUGGGAGGAAAAGGCCUGGAUACAGAGUUUUGCAUAUACUGCCUUGCAAUUAGGGGUUGUGGAUGCAAACUUAUAGACGAUGAUGGGGCUUGUGUUACUUGUAUUAAGGAGUGUUUUGAGAGAAGCAAGGCAAAUAUUGGCAGCUGGACUGGUCUUCGAGACGAUCUUGAUUUUAUUUUAGAGGAGGAGUUGAGCGAUGUCAUGUUGUGUGCAUUGCAUUGCGAAAUGCGUAAUACCGAGCAGUUAUUGGGAUCCCUUGGUCUGUUUGCUCACCAAUCUGGUUGUCUAGACGAAUUAAACGAAAUUUUAUCUCAUUUUGGUCCAGAAAGUUUUAAAAAGAAACGACUAAAUGUUAAGCUAAAUCAUGGUCAGGAAACUGCUGUUGGAAAAAACAAUAUCAAAGUUGCAACAUUUUCAGGCCCGACAGAAAGAGAGAUUUUGAACAAUGUUGAACGCAUAAUCAGCGAAGGUCUGCCUCUAGAAAAAUUGACAUCCCAUUACAAGUUCACAGAAAAUGGCUCAAAACAAGUACUUCUGGAUAGGUUUUCCUUUUGUGAAUACAUGACCAAUGAGACCGAUAAGAUUCGCAACAACAAGUUUUACACCAGGGAUUAUGGGACACAUCAAGAGAAAGUGGAACUUGAUAACCUACCUAAGUUUAAAGAAUACUUGAACCAGCAGUACGACUACUGGGUUAAAAAACAGAAAGAUAUAGAAUCGUCCUAUUUGAAGUUUUUUCCGAAAAAGAAUAAAAAGGAAACUGUAAAAAGUAGAAAGAAUCGUUUAGAUGAGGCGGCGACAUAUGCAGGUGAAUUACAGAAGGAUUUUCACACUAUGGUUUUCGUAAAAUGGCGGGAAAUAGCUCUUGUUAUGAGAACCGCGAAGUUUGAAGAGGAUGAUGACCAAGAUAUAGAUAUCUACGAUUUUAAGGCAAAAGAAUGGGGCUAUCUUUUGAGGGAACUUUUCGGAGAUAGACUUGGCACAGGAGACUAUGGACACCUUACCAUUGAGCACACCGCCAUGCUCUUCCGAAGGUUUAGGUCGUUCACGCUGUACUCCAACCAGGGAUUCGAGGCUCUUCACCGAAUGCAAAGACAGUGUUACACACGUGCGACAAAUCAUGACGGAAAAGAGUUUGGAAAGUCAAGUAUGACGCUAAUUACUUCAUUAAUAAUAAUGGUCUUUGUUAGUUUGUUUUGCCUAGUCCAUGUGUCACUCAAUUAUAAGCGUGCAUUUAUAAAAAUGCUAUUCUUGGGUUAAUGACGUUAAAAUCAAAAUUUCGCUUCCUUACUAUGUAUAGGGAUUUGUUUUAAUAGAGUGCUUUCUCUACUGCGGAAAA